Messenger RNA from Spizellomyces punctatus DAOM BR117, 2494 nucleotides. RefSeq lists its product as uncharacterized. The transcript has 14 exons. NCBI's taxonomy places the organism in Eukaryota, Fungi, Chytridiomycota, Chytridiomycetes, Spizellomycetales, Spizellomycetaceae. Gene Ontology annotation, biological process: post-translational protein targeting to endoplasmic reticulum membrane; SRP-dependent cotranslational protein targeting to membrane. Gene Ontology annotation, molecular function: transmembrane protein transporter activity; RNA binding. The record is from RefSeq and is a predicted model, not a curated record. The coding region runs from base 88 to 2082 and encodes 664 amino acids. Gene Ontology annotation, cellular component: Sec62/Sec63 complex.
GUUGUGUGUCGUUGGGGGGCAUUUCUUUUGGUCCUCAUAUAUCACAUUUCCCCACAUCGCUUGUACGCUCCCUGAGCGACCGUCACAAUGAGUGGUGCACAGUACGCCUAUGAUGAAACGGGCGCAAUCUUCAACUUCUUCUUGUUGACCAUUUUGGGUAUGGUGUUGAUCCCAUCAACGUAUACUUGGUUGUUCGGGGGCAGGAAAGAUGUGACUGAGGGAGAUGAUUGCAAAUGUGAAACAUGUCGGGAAAAGCGAGUGCGUUUAGUUGCAAUGAAGAAGAAACAAGAGCCUUUGAUCUCUACCAGGUUUAUUCUACUGGUGCUUGGUUGGGCACUCUUCUCGUUCGUUGUCUACAAAGUCGCUACAACUAGCGUGGAAGAGAAGGGACUCUGGGAUCCUUACCAGAUCCUUGGAGUUGACCGGGACGCUGACGCCGACCAAGUGAAGAAGGCGUGGAAGGAGUUGAUGAGGAAAUGGCAUCCUGAUAAGAACCCGGACAAUGUGGAAGAAGCCACAAAGAUGACGACCGACAUCUCCAAAGCAUACAAGACUUUAACGGACCCAGAAGCCAGGCAGAACUGGGACGAGUGGGGUCAUCCGGAUGGAAAACAGUCUUUCCAACUAGGACUCGCUCUCCCAAGAUGGUUGGUGGAAGAGGGUAAUAAUUUCAAGGUGCUCUUUGUAUACGCGGGUGUCUUUAUGGUUUUAUUGCCGGCAUUGGUGGCCCGUUGGUGGAAUAAUGCGAAGCAGAUGAACAAGGAAAAGAUUCUUCAUCCGACCAUGGCAAAGUUCUACAGAGAACUGAGAGAGUCAUUGGGCUUCAAAGCUUUACUCGAGUUGUUGAGCAAAGCAGACGAAUUCUAUACACUCAUUACGCUUGAUAAAAGUGAAACACCUGCAUUGGAGAAGUUAGUGGACCAAGUCAAGAAAGCUAUGGAACAGAAGACACCGGAUCGUUGGAGUAAGAAGUUGACAUCAGCAAAAGACCCGCAAACGGCCAUGCAACAGAAAGUGUACCUUCUUCUACACUCCCACCUAUUGCGCUUGACUCCGGAGGACCCAAAAUUGGCACAUGAACAACGGCUUGUGGCGGAGAGGAGCGUACAACUAGUUGCAGGAAUGCUACAAAUUGCUAUAUCACGAUCAUGGCUCAACAUUGCGUUGAGUGUCAUUGACCUUGGACAGAUGCUUACACAGGCAUUGUAUUUCCACCAAUCACCCUUGAUGCAACUUCCUUACAUUACGGCGGAUAAGCUCAAGUAUUUCCGUUCAAAAAAGAGGGACAUUAGUACCAUACGCGAUUUGCUCGAACUGGAUGAAAAGGAUCGCAACGAUCUCCUACGAUUCUUAACACAUGAGCAGAUUGCUCUGGUAAUGCAUGUGGCGCAGCAGUAUCCUUUACUUCGCAUAACGAAAGCAAAAUUCUCUGUUUUGGGCGAGCCUGCCAUUAUUCCCAACGCUGUGGUGACACUUAGCAUCAAGUUGGAAAUCGGCUCAAUUGAGGAUCUUCGAAAAGACAAGGAGAAUGGCACGUCGCUGCGAGAUGACAGCACCAACGACGAUGAGGAACCAAAAAAUAACUGGUGGGAAAAGAAGGAGCAAGCACCGUUGGUUCAUGCCCCAUACUUCCCGGCGGAGAAGCGUCCAGUAUGGUGGGUCUAUUUUGGGGACAUGAAGCAGAACCGACUUAUCACCAUCGGCAAAGUGAGCGAUCUCAUCAACGAAAAGACAAUCCGACUACAAUUCCAAGCACCCCCUCGACCGGGUCAAUGGGCAUUCCAGGUGUUUGUCAAAUCCGACUCGCAUAUUGGUUGCGACGCCUUGUGUGAGCUGAAGCUUGUCGUUGAGCCACCGGAAGCCGCUCCUCUACAAGAGGAAGAAGACGACAUUUCCGAACCAGAAGACGACAGCAUUGCCGGUCAGAUGCAGCAAAUGCGUGGCGGUGGUGGACCUAAAGUCAAUGGCAAGAAGGGCGGUAAAGAUGAAAGUGAUGAGGAUGAGGAUGCUGAGGACGUAGGAAAGAAGGAUAAGCUGGAUAGUUAUGAGGAUUCGGAUGAUUCAGAUGACGAAGAUGCGUGAGCCAGUAGAGGUUCCUAGUUUUACGGCGGCGGAGGGGAGUGGGAGUUGUGGCGAUGCUUGCCGCUUGAGAACAUCAAAUGUAUUGGGCAAUGCGCGCGAUGAAACGGCUUAUGCAAAUCUUGGCGAUCAUGUGUCGCGGCGAGGGCCUUUAGCUCAUGGCCAAUAUCGUUAUGGUUGGGGUUGUGAAGUGUGAUGAGUCGUGCGUAUGAAGUUGUAUUGCAUCCGUUCAUCAAAGUUCCAUUAGAUGGCUUCCCUUCCAUCGCUGUACCUGAUAAGACUCCAUGAGAUAUACAUUCUAUGGAUGGGUCACUCUAACUACCAUAGACAACUAUCUAAUGAUUCUGUAUUAUAUCCCACUGCUCUAUUAUGCUUUUCAUGCAAUAGCAGUAAAUAUCUCUUUCAUGAUUUUGGG